Phyllostomus discolor (pale spear-nosed bat) is the source of this 1209-nucleotide messenger RNA. Its product is annotated as tumor necrosis factor receptor superfamily member 1A-like. Bases 1 to 1209 code for a protein of 402 amino acids. The record is from RefSeq and is a predicted model, not a curated record. Gene Ontology annotation, biological process: TRAIL-activated apoptotic signaling pathway; positive regulation of apoptotic process. The transcript has 10 exons. Gene Ontology annotation, molecular function: protein binding. Gene Ontology annotation, cellular component: plasma membrane; cell surface. Lineage: Eukaryota; Metazoa; Chordata; Mammalia; Chiroptera; Phyllostomidae.
AUGUGGUGGUGGCGGCUGCUCGUCCCGCUGCUCGCGGCGGCGGUGCUCGUGGGGCCCCGUGAGAGCCCGUGUGGAUCUGACCGGUAUGAGCUGCACGGCCUCUGCUGCGACUACUGCCCGGCUGGCUUCUACGUCAGCAGAGUCUGUGACGUGGACCGAGGCACUGAGUGCAGCCCCUGCGAGCCUGGCUCCUACAUGGCACACCGCAACCGGGAGACUGCGUGCCUGCCGUGUGCCGAGUGCCGGGAAAGAGAUCAGGAGCUGGUCUCGGACUGCACCCGGGACAGCAACCGGCGGUGCCAGUGCAAGACCGGGAGCUACUACUGCGACUCUGAGGACUGCACGGAGGCCUGCCACCGCUGCUCCAGGUGUGAUGGCCCCACUCUGGAGACAUGUAAUGCUACACGGGACACCAUCUGUGCCACCGAGGGAAAUCCAGAGCCAGGGGACCCACCCAGAUCCCGUGCCGGCUCCUCCCACAUUUGGACAGUGGUGGUGACCAUCGCCAUUGUCGCCAUCAUCACCGUUGCCGUUGCCGUCGCCGUCGCCUGCUGCAGAAGACGAGACGAGUCCAGGGACUCAGGUGGCCCCGGAGACACCCAGCGCAGGGUGAGUCUGCUGCCCCAGGAUGCGGAGCACGGCCAGCCAGCCACCGGCGUGGACAGCGUACCGCUGCUGGAACACCAGGGCUUACCCAUGGUGCCCUCUGAGGACCCUAAGGCCAGGGUCCAGCUGCAGGAGGUGGUGCCCACAAGGAGCGAGGCCUCCCAGGAGCAGGCGCCGCAGGCACAGGCUCCCGCAGCCCCCGGGGGCCCGGACCAGACUGAGGCAGCAGUCCCCCUCCACGCCCUGGAGCAGCAAUAUGAACAAAAGUAUGUUUUGAAGGAUGGGUCCCCUGAGGCCACGAACAGGAUCUACUUUGAAUUCGGGCAGGAGGUUCCCAAAACUAGCUGGAGGAUGUUCAUGAGGCUCGCGGGACUGGAGGAGAACGACAUUGUCAUCUGUGAGCACGAGAACCCGGGGAACCUGGCAGAGCAGCACCACAGGAUGCUGCUGCGCUGGCAGAGCAAGCUGGGGCGCACUGCGUCCCCCUUCAGACUCAUGGCGGUCCUCUGUAAGAUGCAGCUGCGGGAGUGUCUGGAGAAUAUUAUAAACAAGUUAGUUACAGAAGAUAUCUUAGGUAGUAAGGAUGCAGAGCCUCCAAACUAG